Messenger RNA from Zingiber officinale, 2725 nucleotides. Its product is annotated as endoplasmin homolog. The coding region runs from base 14 to 2617 and encodes 867 amino acids. Gene Ontology annotation, molecular function: ATP hydrolysis activity; ATP-dependent protein folding chaperone; ATP binding. Gene Ontology annotation, biological process: protein folding. NCBI's taxonomy places the organism in Eukaryota, Viridiplantae, Streptophyta, Magnoliopsida, Zingiberales, Zingiberaceae. The transcript is spliced from 14 exons. The record is from RefSeq and is a predicted model, not a curated record.
UCGAACCAACGCGAUGAGGAAGUGGGCACUGUCUUCUGCACUCCUCCUUCUUCUCCUCCUUUCCACCGUCCCCGACCAAGGUAGUACCUCGAUCCACCGCUUCGUGCUUCCGAUCUUAUCUCUUCGACGAGCUCUCGAUCUGAUCUCUUCGACGAGCUCUCGAUCAGUUUCUGUUGGUUUGGUUUUGACGCUUAGGGGUUUACGUGAGGUUCUUAUUGAUCUCUCAGGGAGGAAGCUCCAGGCGAAUGCGGAGGGAAGCGUGGACUCUGAUGACCUCGCUGAUCUUCCGAAGGUGGAGGAGAAGCUCGGAGCUGUUCCCAGUGGACUGUCGACCGACUCCGAAGUCACCAAAAGAGAGGCGGAGUCGAUCUCGCGGAAGACAUUGCGGAGCAACGCCGAGAAAUUCGAGUUCCAAGCUGAGGUUUCUCGGCUGAUGGAUAUUAUCAUCAACUCGCUCUACAGUAACAAAGAUGUCUUCUUGAGAGAGCUUAUCUCGAACGCUUCUGAUGCGUUGGAUAAGAUCAGAUUCCUUGCACUCACCGAUAAGGAGGUCCUGGGUGAAGGCGACAACACAAAGCUCGAAAUCCUUAUGAAGUUGGAUAAGGAAAAGAAGAUCCUGUCUAUUCGUGACCGAGGUAUUGGUAUGACAAAGGAUGAUUUGAUCAAGAAUUUGGGGACCAUCGCAAAGUCUGGAACUUCUGCUUUCAUGGAGAAAAUGCAGACAGGAGGUGACCUGAAUCUCAUAGGGCAAUUUGGUGUUGGCUUUUAUUCUGUGUAUUUGGUUGCUGAUUAUGUUGAAGUUAUUAGCAAGCACAAUGACGACAUACAGUACGUAUGGGAGUCCAAGGCUGAUGGGUCGUUUGCCGUGUCUGAGGAUACAUGGAAUGAACCACUUGGUCGCGGAACUGAGAUAAGGCUGCAUUUAAGAGAUGAAGCCAAGGAGUAUCUUGAAGAAGACAAAUUGAAGGAACUGGUGAAGAAGUAUUCCGAAUUUAUCAACUUCCCCAUUUAUCUGUGGGCAAGCAAACAGGUGGAUGUUGAAGUUCCAUCUGAUGAAGAAGAGUCUUCUGAUGAAGAGGAAACAUCUGAAACUGCUACUACAGAAGAAGAAGAAGAAGAAGAAGAGGAAACUGAUGAGGAUUCUUCUGAGAAAAAGCCAAAGACAAAAACUGUAAAAGAAACCACUUAUGAGUGGGAACGCCUGAAUGACAUGAAAGCCAUAUGGCUUCGCAAUCCCAAGGAGGUUACUGAGGAAGAAUACUCAAAAUUCUACCACUCUUUAGCAAAGGAUUUCGGUGAUGACAAACCAUUGGCCUGGAGUCAUUUUAUUGCUGAAGGUGAUGUCGAGUUCAAGGCUUUGCUCUUUGUGCCUCCGAAUGCUCCUCAUGGUUUCUAUGAAAACUACUAUAUCGACAACAAAUCCAACUUGAAGUUGUUUGUCAGAAGGGUUUUCAUUUCUGAUGAGUUUGAUGAACUUCUACCUAAAUAUCUUAAUUUCUUGAAGGGUCUUGUUGACUCUGAUACUUUGCCACUUAAUGUCUCACGAGAGAUGCUCCAACAACACAGCAGUCUAAAGACAAUUAAGAAGAAGUUAAUCCGCAAGGCUCUUGAUAUGAUUCGGAAAAUUUCUGAUGAAGAUCCAGAUGAGUUCCAUAACAAAGAUAAGCCAGAUGCAGAAAAGGAAAGUGAAGAGGAUGAGAAGAAGGGACAGUACACCAAGUUCUGGAAUGAGUUUGGCAAGUCUAUCAAGCUUGGAAUCAUAGAGGAUGCUCAUAACAGAAACCGUCUUGCUAAACUUCUUAGAUUUGAAAGCACGAAGUCUGAAGGUAAACUGUCCUCACUGGACGAGUAUAUCUCUAGAAUGAAGCCAGGGCAAAAGGACAUAUUCUACAUAACUGGAACCAGCAAGGAACAACUGGAGAAAUCACCAUUCCUCGAGAGACUUAUGAAGAAGAACUAUGAGGUCAUAUUCUUCACUGAUCCAGUUGACGAAUACUUGAUGCAAUAUCUGAUGGACUACGAAGACAAAAACUUCCAAAAUGUGUCAAAGGAAGGCCUCAAACUUGGAAAAGACUCAAAGCUCAAGGACCUCAAGGAAUCCUUCAAGGAAUUGACCGACUGGUGGAAGGGUGCUCUCUUCGGCGUGAAUGUCGAUUCCGUCAAAAUCAGCAACCGGUUGGACGACACCCCUUGCGUGGUGGUCACCCCCAAACACGGAUGGAGCGCAAACUUGGAGAAGAUCAUGCAGUCUCAAGCCCUCUCAGACGCGAACAGACAAGCUUACAUGUUCGGCAAGAGGGUGCUCGAAAUCAACCCGCGGCAUCCUAUCAUCAAGGAAUUUCGUGACCGAGUUGCUCAGGAUUCAAAGGAUGAGGGCCUCAAGCAUACGGCACGGCUCAUGUACCAAACUGCUCUAAUGGAGAGUGGCUUCGUUCUCAAAGAUCCAAAGGAUUUCGCCUCCAGCAUAUACAAAUCGGUGCAGAAGAGCUUGGAUAUCAGCCCUGACGCGACCGUAGAAGAGGAAGACGACACGGAGGAACCCGAGAUCCAGGAGAAGGAAUCGGACACCAAGUCUGAUAAUGUAGACGAGGAGCAUGUUAUGAAGGAUGAGUUGUAGGGCAGUAUUUGUGGCUGGUUUUGGUAUUAUUACAAUUAGGCGAAGCCUGAGGACUACUAGAGUUAAAUCCAAUUUUAAAUGGUAAUCACAAGCAUUCAUUUAGACUUC